Messenger RNA from Antechinus flavipes (yellow-footed antechinus), 7156 nucleotides. RefSeq names its product TYRO3 protein tyrosine kinase (gene TYRO3). Gene Ontology annotation, biological process: platelet aggregation; multicellular organism development; cell migration. The record is from RefSeq and is a predicted model, not a curated record. Gene Ontology annotation, molecular function: ATP binding; protein binding; transmembrane receptor protein tyrosine kinase activity. The transcript is spliced from 19 exons. Gene Ontology annotation, cellular component: signaling receptor complex. Bases 178 to 2790 code for a protein of 870 amino acids. NCBI's taxonomy places the organism in Eukaryota, Metazoa, Chordata, Mammalia, Dasyuromorphia, Dasyuridae.
GAGCUCGCGCCGGGGACUUAGCUGUGGGAGCCGCUCCGAGGGCGCGCGGGUCUCCCCUGGCCCCGGGCAGCGGCGGGUUCGCAGACUCCCGCCCCCUCGGUCCCCCCGCCCCUCGCCCCCGCCCCCUCCGUCGCGGACCGGGCCGGGCCAGGCGGGCAUGGUGCGGCGGCGUCGCGGAUGGCGCUGAGGCGGAGCAUGGAGUGGCCGCUGCUCCGGCUCCAGCAGCUGUUGCUGGCGGGACUGGCCGCGCUGCUGCUCCUAGAGCUCCCAGCCGCAGGCCUGAAGCUCAUUGGGUCCCCUCCGAAGCUGACAGUAUCUCAAGGGCAGCCAGUGAAGUUGAACUGCAGUGUGGAGGGAUUAGAGGAUCCUGAGAUCCAGUGGGUCAAGGAUGGCACUUUGGUGCAGAGUGUGGACCAAGUUUACAUUCCUAUCAGUGAGCAGCACUGGAUCGGCUUUCUCAGCCUGAAGUCAGUAGAUCGAUCAGAUGCUGGCCGAUACUGGUGCCAGGUGGAAGAUGGGGGCGAAACUGAGACAUCCCAGCCAGUGUGGCUGACCGUAGAAGGUGUGCCGUAUUUCACUGUGGAGCCAGAGGAUCUCACGGUGCUCCCUAAUGCUCCUUUCCAACUGUCUUGUGAAGCAGUGGGCCCCCCCGAACCUGUGACCAUCAUCUGGUGGAGGGGGGGCACAAAAGUGGGAGGACCAGCUCUCUCUCCCUCCAUUUUGAAUGUGACAGGGGUGACCCAGAGUACUGUGUUCUCCUGUGAAGCCCAUAACCUGAAAGGCCUGGCCUCUUCCCGCCUAGCCACAGUGUAUCUUCAAGCUCUUCCAGCAGCACCUUCUAAUGUAACAGUGACCCGACUAUCUAGCAACAAUGCCAGUGUGGCCUGGAUUCCUGACUCUGAUGGCCGAGCUCUGCUCCACUCGUGCACAGUCCAGGUAACGGAGGCUCCAGGAGGUUGGGAGGUCCUGGCAGUGGUGGUUCCGGUGCCACCGUUCAGUUGUUUGCUUCGGGGCUUAGAACCUGCCACCAACUACAGCUUAAGAGUUCGAUGCACCAAUGCCUUGGGACCUUCCCCAUAUGCAGACUGGGUACCCUUCCAGACCCACGGCCUAGCCCCAUCCAGUGCCCCUCAGAACCUUCAUGCCAUUCGAACAGACUAUGGUCUGAUCUUGGAAUGGGAAGAAGUCAUUCCUGAGAGUUCUAGUGAGGGCCCCCUGGGACCUUAUAGAAUAUCCUGGAUUCAAGAAAAUGGGACUCAGGGUGAGCUGACUGUUCUAGGAACUAGAGUCAACCUGACUGGAUGGGACCCCUUGAAGGACUUGACAGCCAGAGUGUGUGUCUCCAACGAAGUUGGCUGUGGUCCUUGGAGCCAGCCUCUGCUUGUCUCUUAUCGGGACCAUGCUGGCCAGCAGGGCCCCCCUCACAGCCGCACAUCUUGGGUGCCUGUAGUCUUGGGUGUUCUCACAGCACUUGUGACAGCUGCUGCCCUGGCCUUAAUCCUGUUACGCAAAAGAAGGAAGGAAACACGGUUUGGGCAAGCCUUUGACAGCGUCAUGGCCCGUGGAGAGCCUGCUGUUCAUUUCCGUGCUGCCAGAUCCUUUAAUAGGGAAGGUCCAGAACGAAUUGAGGCUACAUUGGACAGCCUGGGUAUCAGUGAUGAACUGAAAGACAAACUGGAGGAUGUGCUGAUCCCGGAGCAGAAGUUCACCUUGGGCCGGAUGUUGGGCAAAGGGGAGUUUGGGUCAGUGAGGGAAGCCCAGCUGAAGCAGGAGGAUGGCUCCUUUGAAAAAGUGGCAGUGAAAAUGCUCAAAGCGGACAUCAUCAACUCCAGUGACAUUGAAGAGUUCCUUCGAGAAGCUGCUUGCAUGAAAGAAUUUAACCACCCACAUGUGGCCAAGCUUGUUGGAGUGAGCCUUCGGAGCCGUGCCAAGGGUCGCUUGCCUAUCCCCAUGGUGAUCUUGCCCUUCAUGAAGCAUGGGGACCUACAUGCUUUUCUGCUUGCUUCCCGAAUAGGAGAAAACCCUUUUAACCUGCCUUUGCAGACACUGAUCCGAUUCAUGGUGGACAUUGCCAGUGGCAUGGAGUACCUGAGCUCCCAGAACUUCAUCCACAGGGACCUGGCUGCUCGGAAUUGCAUGCUAGCUGAGGACAUGACUGUGUGUGUGGCUGAUUUUGGCCUAUCUCGGAAAAUAUACAGUGGUGAUUAUUACCGGCAGGGCUGUGCUUCGAAACUGCCUGUCAAAUGGCUAGCUCUAGAAAGCUUGGCUGAUAACCUGUACACAGUGCAUAGUGAUGUGUGGGCAUUUGGUGUGACCAUGUGGGAGAUUAUGACUCGGGGACAAACACCUUAUGCUGGUAUUGAAAAUGCUGAGAUUUACAACUACCUCAUCAGUGGGAACCGUCUGAAGCAGCCACCAGAAUGUCUUGAGGAAGUCUAUGAGCUCAUGUACCAGUGCUGGUGCUCGGACCCCAAGCAGCGCCCUAGUUUCCUGACCCUCCGGAUGGAGCUAGAAGAGAUCCUGGGCCGAAUGUCUGUUCUCUCCGCCAGUCAAGACCCUCUUUACAUCAAUAUUGAGAGGGCUGAGGAGCAAACAGAAGGGGGUGACCAGCUGGGUGGGGACCAGGCUGUUGGGGAGGGGGACAGGAACAACAAUGGUGCAGGGCCGGUAGGGGGUGUUCCCAGUGACUAUCGCUAUAUCCUUAGCCCUGGAGGGCCAGCUGAGCAGUCUGGGGAGGACCCGCAGUCAGAGGGGGCCUGUGGGGAGGCCCAGAGGCAGAUGCUCCUCUAGCAGGGCCUGUUAGCACAUAGAGGCUGUUAGCCUAACAAAUGGACGGGCAUCCUUUGGGGGGCAAGGGCAGGAGUCGCUGGCUUGGCUGGCCAGCAAAGCCCCCUCCCCCACCUUGAUCUCAGCCUUGUCAGAAGCCUGGGGGCUCCUGUGGUAGUCCCUCCCAAGCUAGAUUGGGGCCUGGGCUUUGGAAGCCUGAUAUGACCCAAUUGCCCAAUCCCAGCUCUUCCUCCAGUCACUCCGGGUCUGGCCAGCCUGGCACGAGCUCCUUCCAUUCGGGUGGGGAGGGGGGAGGCAAGUGGGGCCCAGUUGUCUGGACCCUGGCAGCCGGUACUCUAUGGUUAUAUCCCCAUGGCUACAGUGGGUGGGGGCCAGGAUAGAGAGGAGAUGAGUGGUGCUGUUCACCCCUUCCCUCCCCCGGGGGCCCAUCCCGCUGCUUUAGUGCAUGUGCUGAGCCGCCCAGCCUGGGAGGCAGCUCUGCCCAGGCCACUGGUGGUGAAUUCUAGGUGCGGCUUCUUCAAGGUAGAGACAGAGGGGUCUACAUCACACUUGUGCAGGUGGGAGGGGUAGGGAAGUUGGGAGGGCCAGCUGCUCUUCCCCUGGAGGUGGGGUUGGAUGUCAGCAUACUCAGGUCUGAACAACCCUCUGUCGGCAAGCCUGGGGGUCUCCCCUGCCAAUGGGCCAUCCUUGUGGGGUGCUCCCUCUGUCACACCUAUGCAGAAAGCUGGAAGGCAUCAGACUACCAGGUGCCCUUCCCUUGAAAAGAAAGGGAGUGGUGAGGUCUGUGGAAGGACUGGUGGGACUGGCCGAGUCUGGUCCUGGGAGGGAUGGCAGCUUCUUUCCACCCUCCACGUUCUGUUUGGAGCAUGCCACAAGAAUCCUAAUCCCACUAACAAAGGCAGCUGUGUCUAAACCCGGAGGGCUUUCUGGUCCCACUUCUUCCUUCCCUGCUGAGUCCCUCUCUCCUGACUUUGCCUUUAACAGAAGCCUCCUCUUUUUGCUUGCUCCCAUUCAGAGCUACUGAAGUGGGAGGAAUUGAGGCCAGAGGGCUGGUUUUGGGGGAAGGGGUUAUUACUGAUUGCCACCACUUCCAUGGCAGAGAUGGCUAUGGGGGAAAGGGUUGAUCGUAGUCUUCCUUGGGAGGGUGGGGUAUGUUUCCAGGCUGUUAGAUGCUGUUUAAACACAGAAAUAAAAACAAACCUCAGAACAGCCAUUUGGAAAUAGUCCUUUCUUCUUCAUAUUUCAAUCAAGUACUAUGCUUUGUUGGGUUUGGAGGGGGUAAGGAGAAAAGUUAGGAGCUUGUGAUACUGAUUUCUCACCUUUCCUCCCCAAAGCCACAGAGAAGUAUGUCUUGGGCCUAUGUGGAAUGGAGCAUGUAAGUAUAUAGGGAGACCUAACAUUGUUCAAAGUCUGUUUUCCUACCCAGUCUCUCUGCCUUUAAAAGUAGCUCAGGAGAAACAAAAGGGAUUAAAAAUAGGGCAGGGAGCUUUCUUGGGAAAUAGGUUGUGGCUGAUGCCAUCAAAGAAGUAAAUGGGGUGGGGUAAAGAAGCAGCCCUCUUCAAAAAAAUUCAGGAAAAACCUGCUGCUAACCUGAACUAGUUCUGGUUCCCACAUAGUAGAGAUGGAGAGAAAGCCACUAACUUCAGUCAAGGUUUAUAGGAAACUAGAAUCAAGAAAACAUGCUAGCUAGGACUAUACUUACUUAUAGAUAACUCCUUAAUUUAAUCCAGUAAAUAUUAAGAAACUAAGGCAUGCAAAACCCUUUUCUAGGAGAUACAAAGUUGAGGUAAACACUCUUCAGCUUCAAGAAAUUUAAAUUCUGGUAGGAUCUGUCUUCUAUAAUGUGACUUGGACAGUCCAUGGGAAACCCCAGCCCUCAGACACUUCCCCUUUGAAGUCUGGAUUUCUAUAAUUAAAAUUCCUACUGUGAGUUACAGACAUUGUUGGGUGCUCUGUUGAUUGCAGUGUAGAAACUAAUGCCUUAGUUUAUCAGAUCAAUUUUCUCCAGGAUAGUUAGCAGAUGCAGGAGCUUAGGGGCAAAAAAAUUUAUUAAGUAAUUACUUAAGUACAAAGUACUGUUUUAAAACUUAUUGUACAGAGGAAACUGAGAACAAGAGAAGGGAAGGAAUAUGCCUCAGUCACUCAAUUAAGUGAGUGCUCAAGUCCAGUUCAAUUCAGUUGAGUUUUAACUGAAAGCAGGGAAGAGAUAAACAGUGUAGAAUAGGUUGCAUCAUUCAGGGGGAGACUUCUACCUGUCCAAGGCCUGUGUUUCACAUGAGGAUUGAGAAGGAAGGUUUGGUAAUCCUAUCUGCUACAUUAGGCCAGAGCCUGAUAGAUAAUGUAGUCAAGAAUUUUCAAGCCCAGAAUCUGAAGGGUAACAAAUGUUUUUUAGAUUUACAUAAACAUUUUCUUGACUAUUAUAAAAGAAAGUUUCUGGUCUGGGGAUCAUUGGCUUUUGCUUUACUGGGAGCAAACUUGGACUCUAGCCAAAUUCUAAAGUAGAAAAACUCUUAGCUUCACAGAAAUGUUAUCAAUUUGUCUUUCCUUUAAACUUUUAAUUCAACAAAUUUCUAUAGAAGGAUAAUGCCUUUUUGUUUUUUUUCCUUUUUAUGCUGAGGCAAUUGGGGUUAAGUGACUUGCCCAGGGUCACACAGUAUGAUGCCAGAUUUGAACUCAAGUCCUCCUGACUUCAGGGCUGGUGCUCUAUCCACUGCACCACCUAGCUGCCUCUGCCUGACUCCUUCUUAACUAGAUUUUCAAAAAUCUAUAGUUUCUACCAUGGAAGGCAUUUUGAUGGAAGUUGGGCUUACAGAGACAAAAAACAAUCCUGUUCUCAAAGAGCUUACAUUCUUUUGGUGAGACACAAUGUGUAUAAUUGAAAGGAAAAGCAGAGGUGGGGGAUGGGGUGGUGCAGUGAAGUAUGGGAGAGGAUUUGGGUUUCUGACAUAGGCAAUAGCCUUUGGAAUGAACUUUAAGGAAAACCAGGUAUUCUACUCGGCAAGGUGGAGAGGGAAUGUGUUUCAGAUAAUGGGGAACCACUUAUGCAAAGGCAGAGGAAAGUGACAGAAUUGGUAUUCUGAAAACAGCUAGCAGACAAAUUUGAUUGGAAUGGGUAACAUAUGAAGGGAAAUAAGUGAAAUGAACCAGGAAAGGGAGGUGGCAGUCAAAUGAUAGAAGGUUUUAGAUACUGUGAUGAUGAUUUUGUAUUUGAUCCUAGAGGCAAUAGGGAGCCAUUGAAGAAUUUUGAACAGUGAGCUGAUGUGUUUAGAGCUGUGUUCCAAGGAUCACCAAUUUGGUAGAUUUGCAGGGGAUGAGAUAAGAGAGGGAAGAGACUGUUGGCAGGGAAACCAAUGGGAAGCUGUUAUAGUGUUUUGGGUAAGGUGAUGGGAGCAUAAGAUGGGGUAGAAUAGGAGUCACUAACCUCUUCUGUGUCUUAGACCCCUUUGUCAGUUUGUAAAACCUAUAAGUCCCUCCUCAGAAUAAUAUUUUUUUAAUGCAUCAAAUCACUACACAAGUAUACAGAAGGGAAACCAAGAGUUAGUGAAAAUGAGGCUAUAUUUUUUUCCUUUCAAGUUCAUGGACUCCAAGGGGUUUACAGAUGCCCCUGUGCUCCAAAUCUGGAGUAGAAGCCUUCUGAAUAGAGGAAAAGGAACAGAUGGAAAAUUUAUGAGAAUUAGGAAGACUAUUCUAUAUCAAAGGAUUCAUUUUUUGUUUUGAUUUUUUUUGUCACAUUUUUAAAAAUUUUGAGUUUCAAUUUUCUUCCUCAUUGAGAAGGCAAGACAGAAAAUUCGAUUUUGAUAGCUGUUAAUCCAGCUCCUUCCUAAACAAGUUCUCAAAAACUCCUUUUCUCCUUUAACUCCAGAGGGAGAUGCCUUUACACUACUUCCCCAUUAUAUUCCCAGGCCUUCUAAAUGAUCCAGAUUCAAACUGCAGGGGUCACAUGCUGAUACCAACACUCCACAGAGAAAGGCUAAGCAGGGACUACUCUGUGCAGAGCAGAGACAGGAGCAGCUUGUUCCCAGCCCUGUCUAGGUUGGCUGUAACCCAAGUCUGUCCUUGGUAGGGGGGGACAGGGUCCCUCCUUCUAUACUAAGAACUAUAUCCACUCGGGGUGGUGCUGUUACCCAGGCAUUUUCCAGGUUUUGGAGAACAGCUGCCUAUCUUUGAAGUUAUCUGUCAAUGUGUGUACCCUUCAAGUCAAUUCUGUUAAUUCUUCCUGUUGCCCCUCACUUGGAAAACACUCCAGGUUCACUAAAUGCUCUUCUUCUUCAAAAUCCCUUUGAAAGUUUGUUUCCUGCACAUUCUCCACCUUCAGAUAGAAAAGGGAUGGAUACAUGUGCAGAAAUAAACAUGCAGUUUUGGACAUGGC